GUCCACUUUCAUCCCUGCUCCCCGCACACAGAACGGAUAUCCCGAGCCUAUCAGACGCGAUCGUCAUGGCCUGCAUUGGGCACGCGGUAAUGUCGGUCUAGUCAUCGCCUUGCAACUACAAAGUCGCUACUUGUCCCUUCCUGUCGGGUGACAUGAUCGUUGUGACCUACACCAUCUACCGGGUCCCUGGGAGAGUGCAUCAUCGACUUUUACACAGAAAUGACUUCGCACGCGGUUGCCGAGGGCGGCGUCGGCAAGGCUGCUCAGCCUAAUGGAGCCGAGCUGGUUUCGGUCGAGGAGAAGAGGGAGCUCUCGAACGAGAAGCAGAUUGAGGAUGUGGACUCGAAUGAUCAGAACCUCCACUAUGAUGAAGUGGACGAAGAGCCAGAGCUUCAUGCACGUACUUAUGUUGCCCUCUUUUCCAUGUUCCUCUUGAACAUGGUUCAAGUGGUGGCUCUGCAGGGGCCUCCGGCGGUGCUCGACUUUAUUGGCGAUAGUCUCAACAACUCGAAAACCCAGACUUGGGUCCCCAAUUCUCUUUCGCUUGUACAGGCAGUCCUGGGGCCUGUCAUUUCUCUCACCUCGGACACCUUUCAAGCUCGAAAGAGCAUCCUCGUGGGCUCGUCCCUAAUCUCUCUCAUUGGGGCUGCGAUUGCUCCGGGCUCGGGCAACAUCUACAGACUGAUCGUGGCCCAAACAUUGAUCGGCUUCGGCUUUGCGGCAGUCCCGUUGGCAUAUUGCGUUCCUAGCGAGAUCUUGCCGCGGAAAUGGAGGCCGAUGGCACAAGCAUGCAUGAACGUUGCCGCGGCACUGGGUGCUAUUCUCGGCCCCAUGUCUAUUGGUUCCCUGACGAAGCGCAAUCCAGUGGACGGGUGGCGCAAGUUCUACUGGAUUCAAGUCGGACUCUGGGGAGCGACGGCUGCGGGCAUCUUUGUCGGGUAUAGACCACCAAAGAGACAUACCAGGCUCGACCACCUCUCUUUCUGGCAGAAGCUAGGCCACAUCGACAUUCCCGGCUGCUGCCUCCUUACUGUCGGCUUGUCUCUGUUCCUGACUGGCCUCAACCUCGGAGGCAAUUUGUACGCUUGGACCAACUCGCGGACACUUGCGACUCUCGUGGUGGGAAUUGUCGUCCUCAUCGCUUUCGGCAUCUACGAGUGGAAGGGCACCAAGACCGGCAUCAUGAAUCACACCCUGUUCCGUGGUGGUCGAGCGGCAGGUCGUACCUUUGCUAUCUGCGUGGGCCUGAUCUUCAUCGAGGGCAUCAUGCUGUUCUCAUACAUUGUCUUCUACCCUGUUUUAACAUCCUCUCUCUUCGAAACGGAUCCAUUGCUACUCGUAUCUCGAGAAAUGCCCUUUUGGGUGGCCGGCGGUAUCUCCACGGUGAUCUGGGGUUAUGCCAGUACACGGUUCCGCACCAUCCGUGAACCGCUCUUCCUGGGUUACUUGAUCUUCACUGGGGCAAUUAUCGGAUGGACCACGAUUCAACCCAAGGACAGCACCACCGCUGUGGUGAUGAGUGGUCUCGCGGGAUUCGGGUUUGGGGCACCGCUGAUCCUGAUUAUUGCCGGCGUCCAGCUCUCGACGCCACACAGCCUGAUUGCGACGGCCACUGCCGUGACGACGUCGUCUCGAGCAGUGGCAGCCACGGUCUUCACGGCCAUAUACGCCGCAGCGUUGAACACCCGGCUCACCACCAACAUCCCCAACGGCGUCGGAGGGGCGGUCGCGAAAGCCGGCCUCCCCGCGAGCUCCAUUCCGAGUUUCGUCCAGGCACUUGCGGCGGGCCAGACGGACGCUCUGAGCAGCAUCCCAGGGGUGACUCCGGCCAUCAUCGCCGCCGGCGUUGCGGCGCUGAAGCAAGCCUUCGCGGACUCGAUCCGGGUGGUGUACAUCAUCGCCGCGCCGUUUGGAGCGCUGGCGUGCAUUGCGUGCCUGUUUCUGGGCGAUUUGCGCAAGACGAUGAACUACGUGGUGGAUGCGCCGGUGGAGGAUCUGCACGCGAAGAAGCACCAUCACCACGACCAGCGUCGGGAGAGCGAGCACGCGGCCUGA
This is a messenger RNA of Cladophialophora immunda, 2055 nucleotides long. RefSeq lists its product as uncharacterized. The record is from RefSeq and is a predicted model, not a curated record. Bases 220 to 2055 code for a protein of 611 amino acids. Lineage: Eukaryota; Fungi; Ascomycota; Eurotiomycetes; Chaetothyriales; Herpotrichiellaceae. The transcript is spliced from 5 exons. Gene Ontology annotation, biological process: transmembrane transport. Gene Ontology annotation, molecular function: transmembrane transporter activity.